Molecule: messenger RNA, 822 nt
Organism: Manihot esculenta (cassava)
Lineage: Eukaryota; Viridiplantae; Streptophyta; Magnoliopsida; Malpighiales; Euphorbiaceae
Product: 17.3 kDa class I heat shock protein
Exons: 1
Coding region: 137-634 (165 amino acids)
Biological process (GO): response to salt stress; response to hydrogen peroxide; protein complex oligomerization
Source: RefSeq, a predicted model, not a curated record
CAACACAGUUGAGAAACUUCUCUAUAUAUACCUCAUUCCUUCAGCUCUUCAAAUCACAAAGCAAAGAAAUCCCAACAAAGCCUUCUAAGCAAUCUUAUUCUUCUCUCAAUUCUCAUCUCAAAAACAGUCAGGAAUUAUGUCUCUUAUUCCAAGCAGUUUCUUCGGCGGCCGGAGAACCAAUGUCUUCGACCCCUUUUCUCUGGAUAUCUGGGAUCCAUUCCAAGACAUCCCAUUCCCAAGCACAGCUCUCUCAGCUCCUCGCUCUGAGCUCGCAAACGAAACUUCAGCGUUUGCCAACACACGCAUAGACUGGAAGGAGACACCGGAGUCUCACGUUUUCAAAGCUGAUCUUCCAGGGCUGAAGAAAGAGGAAGUGAAAGUGGAGAUAGAAGACGGCAGGGUUUUGCAGAUAAGUGGAGAGAGAAGCAAAGAGAAGGAAGAGAAGAAUGACAAGUGGCAUAGAGUUGAGAGAUCAAGUGGGAAAUUCAUGAGGCGAUUCAGGCUGCCGGAGAAUGCGAAAGUUGAUCAGGUUAAGGCAAGUAUGGAGAAUGGAGUCUUGACAGUGACUGUGCCUAAAGAGGAGGUCAAGAAACCAGAUGUGAAGGCUAUUGAGAUCUCUGGUGGAAGAAAAUAAAGGCUAAAUUCGAUCUUUGGUGUGUUCCAGUUUGGUCUGAAAUGGUAAUAUAGUACCAUGCAAUAAACGAGUAGAUGUCUGUGAUCUUCAUUGUAAUGGGUCUUAUGGGCUUGUUUUGUAUGGAGUUGUUGUUUUAAUGUACUACUGAGUUCUCUUUGUCAAUAAAGAUUUGAGCUUUGUGUUUUCUA